CAACGGUCUUCAAAAUCGCCCUCAUACAACGACGAUGGCGGCAAAGGGGUUCCAGAGCUUCUCGAGAAGCUUGAAUUCCCUGAGCUCAUUUAUCUCAAGUAGCUCAAGGGAUCCGCUGACGCGAUGUCUUGCACCCCGACUUACGAGGUCAAUGGCAACAGAGGCACCAUUGCCGUCAGAGCCAGCUUCAGGGACUUCCAACAACCUCAUCUAUGAUAUCCCCAGCUAUGCUACCGACCUGCCAGUGACAUCCAGCGUGCUCACAACCAUCUACAAAUUCCCUACCAUGGAACCACUGCGCUUCGAAUCCUACGACAGCAAACAUCUCCAUCUCCCUCUCCGCCGGGACAUCCUUCACCGCGCCGUUGUCUUCGAGGGUGAUGCCACCCGCCAAGGUACAGCCAGCUCAAAGACGCGAUGGGAAGUGCACGGCUCCCACCGCAAAAUCCGACCACAGAAGGGAGGUGGUAGAGCACGUCUAGGCACGAGGCAGUCACCCAUGCUCAAGGGAGGUGGUAAAUCCUUUGGACCGCACCCGCGGGAUUUCUCUACGGAUCUGCCGAGAAAGAUGUACGAUCUGGCGUGGAGGACGGCGCUCAGCUACAGGUACAGGAAAGGGGAGUUGAUUAUCUGCGAGGAUGGGAUGGAUAUCGAGUAUCCUAAGACCCGGUACGCGAAGCAGAUCUUUGCUCACAACCACUGGGGGAAGGAUUACGGGCGGUCCUUGAUCAUCACGGGGAGCUUCCGAAAGAACCUGUUCCGUGCAGUGAGGCAUGCGGGCGAAGAUGGCAGGAUUCAGAUGGUGAGAGAUGUUGAUGUCAAGGACUUGCUUGAAUUGGGGAGGGUGGUGAUUGAGAAGAGGGCGUUGGAUGAGAUAUUGGCAGAGCACCAGAGCGAUUUAGUGGCCAAGGUUAGAAGCGCGGUAUAG
Amorphotheca resinae ATCC 22711 is the source of this 928-nucleotide messenger RNA. RefSeq lists its product as hypothetical. Gene Ontology annotation, molecular function: structural constituent of ribosome. The coding region runs from base 35 to 928 and encodes 297 amino acids. The record is from RefSeq and is a predicted model, not a curated record. Gene Ontology annotation, cellular component: ribosome. The transcript has 3 exons. Gene Ontology annotation, biological process: translation. Lineage: Eukaryota; Fungi; Ascomycota; Leotiomycetes; Helotiales; Amorphothecaceae.